This is a messenger RNA of Haemonchus placei, 417 nucleotides long. The record is from the annotation of a GenBank genome assembly. NCBI's taxonomy places the organism in Eukaryota, Metazoa, Nematoda, Chromadorea, Rhabditida, Trichostrongylidae.
AUGUCCAAGCCACUACAGCACGUGCAGUGUUAUGACGCCUACACUCCCCUGGAAAAUAUUCAACGAUGUAUUCGCGAGGGCCAUCAUGUGUUGAUUUUGAUGCGUGGAGUUCCAGGAAGUGGAAAGUCAUUUCUAGCCAAGGAGGCUAUGUUGGAUGGAGUUAAGCCGAUCAUCGUUGACAAUACUAACAUUUACUCCAAUCACAUGGAGCAAUAUACAUUUCAUGCUGUUAACAACUAUUACGAAAUUUUUGUGCUAGAGCCUGAGACGUGGUGGAAGUAUGAAGCAUAUGAAUGCUUUUUACGCAAUACUCAUGGAUUGGAAAUGGGUAAGAUAGAGUUCAUGUUGCAGUCACUGGCAGAACAAGGAAAGCCAUCGUUGUCUCGUUUGGUGGGCAAAGGGCGACAAGUCAGGUAA